AUGCGAACAAAGAGGUCGUGCAGGACAUGGAUUUAUACUGUGGUCAUCUCCGUGUUUGAAGCAUGGUCUCAAGAUGCAGUUAACAGAGAUGUUGCUUUCAAUCUUGGGACCAACAUUAACCUGAGCUGCACUAACAAGACCAGGGCUGACAUCGUAUUUAUAAUCUGGGAGAUACACUUGAAAAACAAAAACUGCAAGAUCUCCUUUGUAAAUGACGACGAAAGUGUUGACUCUUGCAAAGAUGGAAAAUCUCUCCAAAAGACUUCCACCGGUCAGUUGUAUCUGCACGUCCCAAACCUUUCAGCUGAUGAUGCUGGACUCUACAAGUGUGAGUCGGUUUACAAUGGAGGAAAUGAAAACUAUAACAUUAAAGUGGCUGUGACAGUUCCUCCUGUUUUAUCUGCCUGGUUGGAGCAGAAGGGCAACAAACUGGUGGCGCUGUGCAGAGCUGAAAGAGGAACACCAGUUGCCAACUUAAGGUGGAGUUAUGGAGGCAGCUCAGAGCCUGCAGUGAAAACUCAUUUGGACCCAGAUGGAUUUGUAACAGUAGAGAGUCAUCUGGAGCUCCAGGAAGACACCGGUCCAGAAGAACUGACCUGCAUUGUCCAGCACCGUUUCUGGGAUCAGGAAAAGAUUCUGGUGCCGAAACUCAGAGAAGCAAAUUCAUCUCUAUUGUGGAUACGUGUCACUUUGGUGAUCAUUUCAACUUUAGCAGGAGUCUUUCUUUUAGCACUAAAGAAAUGCCGCUGUUCUCCACAUGACACUUCAUAACCCAAAAUACCAGCGUUGGACCUGGACAACAACCAAAAUGGGAGAAAGACUGAUGAUCAUCAUUAGUGUUUUAUUACAAAACUUGGAACAAUCAUCAGAUGGCAAGUCAAUCUUCACUGGCCCCAAGCACUACUUAUUUUUCGUAAAGUAAUUUUUUUCCCACUUGUGUGUAUCUUCCACUUAAUUUCCCACGCAUCCAAAAUUUGUACCACCAAAGAACAGAGCAGUGAUGACAUAGUGAGAUUCAUAAAGUGAGAAUAAAAAUAUGAUAUUGGGCAACAUUAAAGAGAAGGAAUGUUGCAAAUCAGAGACCAGGUUUUUAGAAUUCACCUGCAUCAGCUGAAACAAGAACUCUGUGAGCAAUACGACCAAUCGUCUGCAAAAUACAUAGUUCUAUAACAUUUUUCAAACACUUAUUAACCAACAUCUAUAAGGUCUGGGGUUAGCUGACACUAAUCAAUUAUCUGAUAAAGGGUGAUGAAGAAAUGACACAAUUUCCUGUAGAACUUUUACUUUUUUUAUUACUUCACUUGCUGACUGAAAGCAUUCUGAGCUGUUUGAUUUUAGUCUACUUCUUUAAAGCACAUCUGUGGCUCUACUGAGCAGAGGGAUUUGUUCUUUGAGCGCU
Messenger RNA from Poeciliopsis prolifica (blackstripe livebearer), 1399 nucleotides. Its product is annotated as cell surface glycoprotein CD200 receptor 1-like. NCBI's taxonomy places the organism in Eukaryota, Metazoa, Chordata, Actinopteri, Cyprinodontiformes, Poeciliidae. Bases 1 to 771 code for a protein of 256 amino acids. Gene Ontology annotation, biological process: regulation of neuroinflammatory response. The transcript is spliced from 6 exons. The record is from RefSeq and is a predicted model, not a curated record. Gene Ontology annotation, molecular function: signaling receptor activity.